AUAUUUUUUUUCAUAAUUUAUCUUUUUCCAAAGUACUAUAUAUUUUGUCGCAAAAGUUAUCGUCCUAAAAAUUGUUAUAAAAACAAACUACGGCGAAAAUAUACAAAUAAAAAGCUUAAACUUCUCAAAAAUUUAUUAAAAAUCGAAUCUAGCAAUCAAUUGAUUUAAAAUUAUACGAAAAUCUUAGGAAAAACAUCAAGAAAAUGGGCAUCUUCGGACAGUCGACACCGUUCGAUGCUGACAUUGAGAAAGCAACAAGCGAGAAAAACACAACCGAAGAUUGGACCCUCAUUUUAGAUGUAUGCGACAAAGUCACAUCGAAUCCAAGAAAUGCCAAAGAAUGUCUAAAGGCAAUAAUGAAACGCAUGGGCCAUCCUGAUCCUCAUGUAGUCAUACAAGCGGUCACUCUAUUAGAUGCAUGUUGUGGAAAUUGUGGCAAGCCAUUUCAUUUAGAAGUUGCUUCGAGGGAAUUUGAAAACGAAUUCCGUCGAUUGUUAUCCAAGGCGCAACCGCAAGUCUCAUUGAAAAUGCGUCAACUUGUGAAAAAUUGGGCUGAAAAUGAUUUUAAAUCUGAUCCACAAUUGAAUCUGAUUCCAUCACUUUAUGCAAAGUUGAAAAGUGAAGGUUAUGAUUUUUCCGAUGCAGCACAAAAAACACCGAAAUCUGCUUCGACAAUUGCCGCCCUUAAAGAUCCAAAUGUUGUGAGCAGCCAACAAGAGGAAGAAGAUAUUGCCAAGGCAAUUGAACUUUCUUUAAAAGAGGCCAAAAAUAGCCCAAAGAAGCAAACGACUACAGUAGCUCCAACCACAUACCCAUCUUUGUAUCCAUCAUUCUCUGGUUCAUCGGGUUCCAUUGGCAGCAUAACUUCAGGUGCUUCAUCGACAUCUCAACCUGAGCCACGUAAAGUUCGUGCUUUGUAUGAUUUCGAAGCGGCUGAGGAAAACGAGCUGACGUUUGUGGCUGGGGAGAUAAUUCAUGUGCUAGACGAUACCGAUCCCAAUUGGUGGAAGGGUUACAAUCAACGUGGCGAGGGACUCUUCCCCUCCAACUUUGUUACCGCCGACUUGAGUGUCGAACCGGAACGUCUUGAUAUUAAUGUAAAAUCUAAAAAGACGGUGCAAUUCGAAGAGGAGCCGACCUCAAAGAGUGAAGACCAAAAGACUGAGGAAACCAAUUUUGUUGCUGAGAUCGAUGAGCAAAAAAUCGAUCGUUUAUUGCAUUUGCUUCACGAAGCUAAUCCCGAGGAUUCAUCAGAAGACACUGAGGAAAUGCUGCGUCUCGAACAAGAGGUUCAUCAGAUGGGUCCACUGAUUGAUGCCGAAUUGGAGCGCGUCGACCGGAAACAUGCUCAGUUGACGCAACUGUCUAGUGAUUUAGUUGAUGCCAUUAAUUUGUAUCACACCUUAAUGCGUGAUGAUCGAGCUGCUGCGGCAUUCCCCGGAGCAGGGUACAAUAUGCCUCCGAUGGGCGCUUACAAUCCUCAGCAGAUGUAUGGUCCUGGCCCGAAUCCAUACCCCUCGUACAUGCCACCUCAGCAGCAGAACUUUCACCUUCCCCAGCAGUAUCCCCCCAUGAGCAUGCCAUCGAUGCAGCAACCUGGCAUUCAGCCUCCUACGAGCGCUCCCGGACACAUUCCACCAGUCAGCGGAAACUCAGGUGUCAAUCCAAUGCUCUACGGUCCUCACAUGCAACAUGCAGCCCAAUCGUCUCCGCAACAACAGAUGAUACCGGUUCAGUUCCAAAACGGUCGAUUGAAUUCUCCGCUGCAAAAUGGUCAAACUCCACAGCAAAUGGCCAACAAUAAUCCACAGCCUAAUCCGCAGCAACAACCAUUUACGCCCCCACAACAUCAACAUCAACAACAGCAGCAACAGCUACCAACUCAGAACUUUCCCCAGCAACAGCCAUUACCCUCUCAGCCCCCACAGACAAUGGGGCCACAGCAGCAUCCAAUGAUGCAGCCACCAUCACAACAGCAACAACAACAGCAACAUCUCCAACAUACACUCCCCCCAAAUAAUGGGCAGCAACACUCCAGUCCAGCAGUGCCAGCACAAGUUCCCGGCCAAUAUCAUCAUCCACAACAAGCGUUUCUAAUGCGUCAAUAUCCGAUGGCGAAUGCGAAUGGCAGUGGUGGUGUCAAUGUCGGUUAUGGCCAACUACCACCAGUGUCAACAGCCGUCUCAUCAGCUGCACCUCCCCUAGACAUGAUGUGCAAUCAGCAAGUGCCAGGCGGGCUCAUGACUUCGGCAAUGGCCCAACAAAUGGCAAUCAAUCAACCUGUGACACAAAACUUUCUCGUCCAAAACGAGGCAAAAACAAACAUUCCUGUAUUCCAGCAGCAGCGGUAAAACCGCCCAAUCGAGCUGGUAAAAAAUUAUUAUGAUUAUUAUAAACAUUUUAAAUAUUAUUAUUAUUUUUUUGUUUCAUUUUAUUUUUAUUUUACUUUUGCCUAACGGUAUAAAACUAUUCAAAUACACACAUUAUAUAAAAGAAAGAAAAUCAUUAAAAAACUAAAAACUAAACUAAAUUGUACGCAGAUGUCUUUUGUUUUUAAAUUGUUGUUGAUAUAAACAACAAAAGUGUGCACAGGGUGGGCCGAUAGUGACUUCCUAAUUUAAAGUGAUAAUAACUUUUGAUAGAUUUAUUUUUUCUCUUUAUAUUAAUAAUUUAUUUUAGAAUGAAAAGGUAUGAUUUAUUGAGUUCUUUUUAGGGCUAAGUGUGAAUAUAAAUGUCCCUUUAUGAGUACCAGCUUCAUGCUCCAAGAUACGCGCUCUUUCAGGAGCGUUUUCCAUAACACAAUAUUUUGUAUUACAUCUGGCCUCAUCUCUAGUAUUUCAUCAUGAAUGUUUUCCUUCACCCGCUUUUGCUUCCCAAGUCAAUCGAGCGUGUUUCAAAUCGACUCCCUUGUCUGUUAACUUUAUAUUUCUCCCAUAGUGUUCGUGUUCCCAUUUAUAAUUUCUCAUGCUUUAUACAUUCUCAAUUACGCGACCCCAAUAAUUGUGCCAAAGAAAUGUAUGUUAAAGCUUAUGCUAACGCGGUUCUUUUACAUUAGACUUUGCGGAUGAUCUCUCCACCCUUUAUGCGUCGGCCUCGGUUAACGCGUAUGUGUUAAUUUUACUUUAUUUUAUUGCGAGAAACGUAGAUCAAUCUCUGAUGUAAUAAUCGAAAUAAAAUGGCUUGGUGAAAUUAUUUCAAACAACAACGGUACAAAUGUAAACAAAAUCCAAUCGCUGUCAAAAAAAAUCGAUCUCUUAUUUCAAAAUUUUCAGUUUCAGUUACACAAUGUCCAAAUUUUGUUCGAUAAAAAAAAACAAUUCAGUGUCUUUAAUCUCAUAUUCCUCUUCAUGAUAACGCGAACAGUAUCCUCUAAUGACUUUAAAUUGCUUCGUUCGGCCAUAGACUACAGACUUAAAUCCCUAAGCGGUUCCGCGAAAGAAAUACACAAAAACUUAGUAUUCAAUCUAAAUCAAAUCCAAUCCAAUCCCUUGUCUUGCAUAUCCCCUUCCUCCCCUUAAAUUCUUAACGAAAUCAAAACUAAAUAUAUCUUCAUAUUGUUUACGAAGUUAGAGAUUAAGAAAGAAAGUCUUCGUGUGUGCAGUGACAUCCAAUUAGUAAAUGAACACUCAAGAUAAAUUUAAUCUCUUCUAUGUGAUUGAUAUGUCAAACGUACCUUCUUCAAACAAAAACCAUUCUAUCUGCCGAUGCGACUCCUUCCGGUAUUCAAUUUGCAACAACAAGCACAACAAGAGUUAAACACCAAAAACCAACCGCACGCAACCUCUCUUAAGUGCUCGUUCAUCCUUUAAUAGUACUUUUGACCCAUCUUAAGAAACUAGGCGAGUGUCUUUUAAACUCUCCAAUUUUGGCUAGUUUAUACCUAAGAACAGGAGCUAAAUAUCAUAAAUUCAUAAGAUCCUAUAUUUUAAACUCCGCUCAGUCAACUAUACAUCCCACACACACAAUCCUUUUUCCUCAACAAAAUUUAGGCAAUUGUUUUUUCUAACAGUAGUCAAACUUACUCGGAUGCUGAUUCUAUUGAAUGUUGCUAUGCCCUCUAUUGGCUUGCUAGCAUUUCUAGAUUCUCUACAGCACAUUCAAAAAUACGUUCUAUUUUAAGCUUCAGUUUGGGCAGUGCGAUGUCUUCAGCUCGACAGGUCGUACAAGAUUAUGGAUAAUGGUCUUGAUUCAAACACCGAAAAGUCUGCACGUGUGUCUACGAGAUAUCCUUGGUUUGUUUUUCGAUCUUGGAUAAAUAAGCGAAGGCUUUCAUUUGUGUCAGCUCUGUGCAGUGUCGCUUCCGAUGACAGACCCUCCUUUAGUUUUCCGAGAGGUCGAAUUUUUUUGAAAUAGCCAGUUUCAACGCAUUUUUUUGCAUUCUUGCCGAACCUUAAAUGAUAGCGAUAAAGUGGAAGACGUGGUUAGACUUACUGCGACUUUAUUCUUAAAUCUGUCUUUUGUGAGUCAUGCUUUCUGCUUCCACCCGGUCUUGAUGUUCAUAGUUCUUUGACUUGUUUUUGAAGCGUAUCGAUUCUUGAUAAAAUUUCAGAUUGGCUAAUAUGUGAGAUGCUCUGCAUUUCGGCCAUCGUUCCAGCUUGUUUUGAAAGCGUCGUUAAUUUGCCUGAACCAAUGCAAAUAACAACUCUAAUGUUAUCCGGAAGUCUUUCCAACCACAAUGUUUUGAGCACAUCAUGGGAAAGUUGGCUUUUCACAAGUUCUUUUAUUUUUUCAGAAGCUUAGAUGGACCCAAGUCACCAAGCUCAACACUGUUUAUCAAUUUACGCAACUUCUUUUGAGUCAGAGUCAGUAAAUUCUGCUAUUAUCACUUUUUUUAGUUCUUCAUAUUUAUUUGUUUUUGUUUUUUGUGGAUUUCUUAGUGAAUCACAGAGACGUGAAGAAACAUUUUGAUCUAAUGAAGCAACGGCGACGUAGUGAUAUUUUGUUAUGUCGCAUUUGAUGUUAGCAAUUUGAGCUGCGUCUCCAUCUGUAUAAAAAAUAGGUAGGUCGGGAUGGUCUUGCAAAAAUGAUGGUGGCUUUAUAGAAACCCGAUGCAAAUCGCCGCUAACGUUUUGUCUGACCUGGUCAUCAUCAGACAUUUUCUGUAGAACUUUCGAGAAAUUCAACAAUCUCUUUUUCUUGCUGUGCGUACUUUUUUUCAACGUAGGGGUCACCAAUAUUGAUAAUGGCCUUGAUUCAAACUUGACCAACACCAAUUCAAUAAAAUUCAAGUUAAAAAAUUAAAAGACGAAAGCGUAUCAGAUAGAUUUAAAUAGAGUGAUUCGAAUGCAUUGAUAAAUAAAUACUAAUUUGAAACUGAGUGAAAUGAAAAUUUUAAAUAGUUAAAUAAAUGAAUGAUAAUGAUAAUAUAUGUAUAGCUGCUAUAAGAUCAACGACAGACCCUAGUUGCCAAAACCGUAUCACCAGUGCCGUGAUUAUUUGGACAGAGAUUGUAUUUCGCACAUAAGCUCUAAGCUCUGGGUUAAAAAAAAAAGUUUGGCCCCUAUUUAACUUGUAAUUUUAGUACAUCACCCAAAAUUGUUUUAUUAAUACCAAGAAAAAGUAAAGACAAAAAUUAAAAACAAAAGAGUUAUGAUUUUUUUCAAUUUAGGAAGUCACUUUUGACUCACCCUGUUUAACGAUAAGGAAACUGAAAAAAAUAAACUAUAAGCAUAGAAGUCAUUUUAAAAAUAAUGCAAGAAAGAGUCUUAAGUUUUAUUUUUCUAGAAUUUAUUUGUAUAUGAUUUAUAUUUUACUGUGUAAGAUUAUUAUAACCUACAUCAUUUAUAUGGAAAACUUACUCACUUGGGUACUCAUAAUAGAAGAAAGGAUUAUAAUCCUCUUGUUACCAGCUUUUGGGUUGAUUUUUUAUUUGUGUUCUUUUGUUUUAAUCUUACUCUAAAGUUGUAAAGUCGUCAGAAUGCUUAGCUUAUGUUUUUAAAUUUGUUGACUAUUAUGGUUUAUGUAAAUUUUCUUCGUGGUUGUCCUUUUUUUCCAAAACACAUUUGUUAUGUGAACAAAAAGAGAAAAUAAAAAUCUUGUAAAAUUCUUCA
Eupeodes corollae is the source of this 6050-nucleotide messenger RNA. It is a transcript of the gene Stam, whose product is annotated as signal transducing adapter molecule 1. Gene Ontology annotation, molecular function: ubiquitin binding; phosphatidylinositol binding. Lineage: Eukaryota; Metazoa; Arthropoda; Insecta; Diptera; Syrphidae. The record is from RefSeq and is a predicted model, not a curated record. Gene Ontology annotation, cellular component: ESCRT-0 complex. The coding region runs from base 204 to 2351 and encodes 715 amino acids. The transcript is spliced from 4 exons. Gene Ontology annotation, biological process: protein transport to vacuole involved in ubiquitin-dependent protein catabolic process via the multivesicular body sorting pathway.